This is a messenger RNA of Penicillium antarcticum, 1740 nucleotides long. RefSeq names its product MFS transporter. Gene Ontology annotation, biological process: transmembrane transport. NCBI's taxonomy places the organism in Eukaryota, Fungi, Ascomycota, Eurotiomycetes, Eurotiales, Aspergillaceae. The transcript is spliced from 3 exons. Gene Ontology annotation, molecular function: transmembrane transporter activity. The coding region runs from base 1 to 1740 and encodes 579 amino acids. The record is from RefSeq and is a predicted model, not a curated record.
AUGCUUCAACUACCAGCUUGUCUACAGGGCCGGCGAUCCCGCAAUGGCUCUGAUGAGAUGUCUGGAUUUCCCAUUCAGCAAUUGUUCGUAUUAGCUCUCGUCCGGAUCUGCGAGCCAAUUGCCUUCAUGUCCAUUUUCCCGUACGUUUAUCACAUGGUCGAAUCAUUCCAUGUGACGGAUAACGACCGCCAAAUCGCACUCUACGCCGGCAUGAUCACGUCCUCGUUCACUUUUGCAGAGUUCUCAGCGGGUAUGUUCUGGGGCCGCAUGAGUGACCGCAUUGGCCGCAAGCCAGUACUCAUUAUGGGCUUGGUGGGCACGGCCAUCAGCAUGGUGGUCUUCGGAUUUGCGCCCAACCUGGCCACGGCGAUGAUUGCGCGCGCCUUGGGCGGCUUGUUGAACGGCAAUAUCGGAGUGCUUCAGACGACGGUUGCGGAGAUUGUCAAGAAGAAGGAGCACCAACCGCGAGCUUAUUCGAUCAUGCCCUUUGUGUGGUGUUUGGGAUCGAUCAUUGGACCGGCUAUGGGCGGCGCUUUGGCCCAACCUUGCGACAACUAUCCGGCCCUGUUUGCCCGCAGCACGCUGUGGGACAAAUUCCCGUUCCUGCUGCCCAACCUGGUGUGCAUCACAGUGCUUGUCUGUGGUAUUGUGGUCGGUUUCCUGUUUUUGGAGGAGACUCACCCGGAGAAGAAGCACCGCCGUGAUCCUGGUCUCGAGCUCGGUCACUGGUUAGUUAGCUGUUGCUGGGGAUCCCGCGUGCAGCUUCCUGAGGAUUCCGAGAAGUAUUUCGGAUAUGACGAAUAUGAGAGUGAAUCUUGCAGUGAUGCCUCGGAGGAGAGUGACUUGGAGGGCCAGAAGAACCCUGCCCCCAAGGCCUUUACCCGACAGGUCAUUCUGGCGAUAGUUGCUUACGGCAUCCUUGCAUACCACAGCGUUUCCUUCGAUCAGCUGAUGCCGGUUUUCCUGAGCACCCCCAAGUCCGAUGACGACGUGGUCCUACCCCUCAAGUUUACCGGUGGCCUUGGGAUGGCCACGAAGACCAUUGGCUUCAUGCUCGCCGUGCAAGGCGUUUACUCGAUGAUUGCCCAAUUGUGGCUGUUCCCCUUCGUGGUCAAGCACUUUGGUACUCUGCGCACAUUCCGCUUCGUGCUGCUUGCCUGGCCCCCUCUCUACCUGGCCGUGCCAUAUCUCGUUCUACUUCCGGCCAAGCUCCAAAUCCUUGCUGUCUAUGUGUCUCUGAUCAGCAAGAUUACUUUCCAUGUCAUCGCCUUCCCCGCUACUGCCAUUCUCCUCGCCAAUGCCGCCCCGUCCUCGAAAGUGUUGGGCUCCAUCAACGGAGCUGCCGCCUCGACUGCCAGUCUCAGCCGUGCCUUUGGGCCCACUAUCACCGGUCUUCUCCAUUCCAGAGGUCUGGAGAGCGGUUACUCCGUGUUGGCCUGGUGGGCCUGCGGUUUGGUCUGUGUCAUCGGCGCCAUUCAGAGCUUCUGGAUGGAGGAGUCUUCUGAGCCUGAGCGCUUCAAAUCCCGCCAGCCUGAGACCAGUGAGGCGGAGAUGAAGCGCGAAGCCAUCCCCGACUUUGAUGCCCAGGAGUUCGACUCUGACACAGAGGAGGAGCAACGCUUGCUCUCAUUGCGCUCUAGCGUCGACCACGAGUUCGACAUUUCACAACUCAACCUCAACACCGACAAUUUUCCCAAGCCUGAAUCCACUGUGACCCAUGAUAACCAUGUCAAAAGCUGA